CAUCUACUUACUAUCAAACAGUUGUUUCCUUUUGUUUCCAACGAAACAUUGGAGUAUGGGAAUUUUACUGCUGUUUCUUGUCGUGUUACGGUGAAGUCAAUGCAUCUCAGUUUCACUAGUUGUAGUGCGAGAUCGGUCCUUGUUUCAGUUGUCUUCAGGUAGGCAUAUGUUGAGGAAGGUUAAAGGAAGGAAAAAUUUGAGGGACGUAGAUUAGUUAUGCCUGUUGAUUGUGAAUAGAAGAUAACAGUCUGCCGUGUUUAUUUUGCUUUUGGAUUUCAAGGGAAGUAUCUGUUGGGACUUGGGAUUCCCUUGAUAUACGCGUUGUUAGCUAGCUUUAAGACUACAAGUCACGUUAUCCUCAAUAACAGGUGGUUGUGUUUGGGUUGGGAUCUUUGUUUCUCAGUGAUUUGGCAGGUGUAAGGUUGCUUUUUAAAAGCAGUGCCCUUUUAUCACUGAUUUUUUUUUUUGGUAGCUUUAAUAGGAGUCGCCCAGAGAUCAGAGAAGAUUAUUUGAAGUUUCCUUUGUAUGCGUGAAGAAGAGUUGAAAAGGAUCAUCUGGAAGGAUGGGAGAAGUGUUGUAGCAUUAGCUGGGGUUAGUCGUGGAGACUUGGUGUCCAAAAACCCUCGUUUUGAUUCACAAGUCACUUCAGCAUUUCCCUUACGAGAGUUUUCUUCGUAAUGAUACUAGGUCAUCUACAUUAGAUAUGUUUUAAAACGGGAUGGAUGGGAUGCCAAUCUGAUGCUUUCUGCAAUUUAUACAGGUUCUAGGCCUGACAACACACUUUCUCCAGAUACUUGUGUCAUGGUGCAGGCCUAAUUCUUAUACGGCGCAUAUCUUUCUUCAUUGUCCGUUGUCUGUCUUCAAGUGGACUAAAUUGUGAAAUAGGAUCGUGGAGUUUCAUUUUAUUUGGAUUUGUUUGGUCCCUGUUGAAGAUUUCAGAUAGAUAAAUGAAGCAUAUAGUGAAGAUUAUGACGUUGUUAAUGGCCAUCGGUGCAUUAUGGGUUGGCCUUCUACAAACUUCUGUACUUCCAGCGAGCCAUACGUGGUUGCUACCGGUCUAUUUUGUUGUGUCUUUAGGAUGCUAUGGUUUAUUGAUGGUUGGAGUUGGUCUCAUUCGAUUUCCAACCUGUCCUCAAGAAGCCCUCCUAUUGCAGCAGGACAUUAUGGAGGCAAAGGACUAUCUGAAGCAAAGAGGAGUUGAUGUUAGUUCCAGUUAACUUUGUAAAUGUUUUGAAUUUUAGAUUUCUUUUUUUUUUAACUUUUUACCUUGACAUCUAAAGUAUACAAGGAGCAUCACAUUACCUCCCUCAGCAACUUUGAGUUGUUUUGGAAAUGGGUUUAAGUCUUACACAUUUCUUUCACUAA
Prosopis cineraria is the source of this 1365-nucleotide messenger RNA. RefSeq names its product dolichol-phosphate mannose synthase subunit 3-like. NCBI's taxonomy places the organism in Eukaryota, Viridiplantae, Streptophyta, Magnoliopsida, Fabales, Fabaceae. The transcript is spliced from 6 exons. Gene Ontology annotation, biological process: GPI anchor biosynthetic process. The coding region runs from base 948 to 1217 and encodes 89 amino acids. Gene Ontology annotation, cellular component: dolichol-phosphate-mannose synthase complex; endoplasmic reticulum membrane. The record is from RefSeq and is a predicted model, not a curated record.